This is a messenger RNA of Homalodisca vitripennis (glassy-winged sharpshooter), 2157 nucleotides long. Its product is annotated as platelet-activating factor acetylhydrolase IB subunit beta homolog. The transcript is spliced from 4 exons. NCBI's taxonomy places the organism in Eukaryota, Metazoa, Arthropoda, Insecta, Hemiptera, Cicadellidae. The record is from RefSeq and is a predicted model, not a curated record. Bases 107 to 784 code for a protein of 225 amino acids.
AGUUUGGAAGUUUUUUGGUAAUAUCUUUGCAAAUUUACAUGCAUUUUAUCUCUUGAAUUCUUGUUCGUGUACAAAUUGAAUUGGUACGCACAUUUUUACUGUUAAAAUGAAUCGAUGCGUAAUACCUGCUAUUAGUGAAGAUGUCCAAGGUGAUGACAGAUGGAUGAGCCAGCAUAACCAACAUUUAGCUGACACUAAAGAUAGAGAACCAGAUGUAUUGUGGAUUGGAGAUUCCAUUAUCAGCCAUUUGAAGCAGAGACCAAUGUGGAAUGAUCUGUUUGAACCGCUUCAUUCUCUGAACUUCGGUUUAUCUGGUGACACCACACAGAAUGUUCUCUGGAGGAUACACAAUGGUGCCUUGGACAAUAUAAAGCCAAAGGUAGUAGUUGUACAUGUAGGAACAAACAAUUUUGGAGACUCACCCGAUGAUAUUUCUGAUGGAAUUGUGGAAAUUGUCAAUGUUAUACGUGAACGACAUCCAGAAACAUACAUUAUUUUUGUUGAACUGUUUCCACGAGGUCAGCACCCAAACCCCCUGCGUGAACGGAAUGCAUCAGUGAAUGAGUUGGUGAGGAGGAAGCUGCAGGGCCGAAGUCGCGUGCAGACGGUGAGCUGUGAGAAGGGGCUGGUCGGUGCUGACGGCACUAUUAGCCAUCACGAUAUGCCAGACUAUCUACACUUUUCAGAUGCCGGGUACCGGAAGGCGCUGGAACCUCUACACGACUUGCUGUUACAGCUAUUGACGGAGGGUGAGGAAGAACGGGACCUCACGCCAUCUGAGUGAAGUGUCCUGAUGCGUCAUGUCACAUCACGUCGUGUCACGCAUUCGCAAGCUCUGAUCUGGGGGUCGGUUGAUCUCGGCUGUGCCGUUAUUAUCUACAAGAUUGAUGCUUUAUCUAGGAUAAUAUUUUUACCACUUAUUGUUGCGCUGCCAACCGGACUGAGUACUUUGUCAAUUGAGAUAUGUAAUUAUAUUCAGAAUGGGAAUUUAAUGUGUAAAUCAUGAAAAAUGCAGUUUGUACAAUCGUUUUAAUGCUCACCAGUAAUUGGUGAUUGGGAUAAAAAAUUCUUCAUGUACAAAUCUUGCUUUCUGAUGAUAUAAAUGUACUGCCUAUUUUUUGUGAUAUAACUAUGAGAUUAUUAAGCCACACAGUUAGCCAGUAAACAGAAUGUAUUGGAGAAGGAUCGUAAACGUUUUGACUAAGUUUUGAAAGAAAUGUCAAGAUCAUAUUGUGUAAAAAAAAUAAUUCACAAGUUUAUUUUUCUUUGUACUAAUAAAAGAUGGAAUUCUAUUUUUAAAACAUAGUGAGAGUUGUAAACAAUUUCUAUAUCAGAUAAUAGAUAAAAAUUGCUCAAUUAUCAUAAUCCAUAAGUUUAUAAUAAUUCUCAAUUUUGUAUGUAUUUUUAAUUUUAAAUAUUGGUGGGGUUUCUGUUAUUUUUCUAAAUAGUUAUGUCUUGUUAGUAAAAUUGUUUGUAUACAUUUUAAAUUUUAAGGCAAUGUGGGAUUUGUAUUCUACUCAUUAUGAAGUUUGUAAAGUAAAUUGUAAUUUCACUUGCCUAGGUAUAGUUUAUUUGCUCUCUGUUGUGUUUGAAGUGGCCAGCAUUGCACCGGUCAGAGCUUGGUGAAUGUGUAGUUAGGCAUUGCUUGGCUUAGGUUGCGUGGUCACUGCCACGUGUGCGAUUAUUGUGCAUACUUUACAGGGAUAUUCUCAAGUGAACAGCAUCACCAAAGUACGGUUCAGUAGUCCUGCUGUAGUUACAGUAGACAAGCGUUUUCACAGUGAUAUAUUUGGGCUCCUAUAUUUACUUAUUCAAAGAGUACACUUUUCUCACCGACUAUUUGAGAUGUAAAAUACGAUAGGCUAAGUUAUUUUAUCGCUACGUUGGUCCAAGCAAGGACUGGUUUCUCAAUCAUUAUUUGAUAACAAGCUGAUAGUUUGUCUGUGAUCAGUUAGCCUCUAGAUGAUUUUGUUUUGUUUCAAAUCAUAUCUUGUAAUUGUUGAAAUUCUUCAUUGUAUCUUUUAUAAUAAUUUUUCCUUAAAGUAGAACUUAGCAAAUAACUUAGUUCGGUUAUUGUUCAUUUGUCUCUGAGAGAUUUUAUAUGUUUGUAUUUACUAUUUACUUUGUAAAUUAUAGAAUCUAUUUGUUGUCUUUAAA